AUGGAUGAUCAGAGGGCAUAUCUGGACUCUCCUCAGCUCAAGCUUUGCAAUGGCACCCGUUUCGUGGGCUUUAGUCAUCUCUUCAAAGCUUUAACUGAAAAACAAAUUAUCACCUUCAAGGAUGAAAAUCUUGACAGAGGAGAACGGAUCUCAAACGCCCUCUUGCAGACAAUCAGAGAAUCAUAUGUUUCAGUUGUUAUUUUCUCGAAAAAUUAUGCAUGUUCUACAUGGUGUUUGGAGGAGCUCGUGACAAUACUUCAGUGUAACAAAGAGAUGGGACAAGUAGUACUGCCUGUCUUUUAUGAAAUAGAUCCAACUGAGGUGCAGGAAUUGACAGGCAGCUAUGGCAAUGCACUUAUGAACCAUCGAAAAGAAUUCGGAGAUUGCUCAGUCGAGAGCUGGAGCCAUGCUUUGAAGAAAGUAGGUGCGAUGGCAGGAUUUGUUUCGUGGGACACCAAGCCGGAGUCAAAACUAAUCGAAGAAAUUGUCAAUCACAUUUGAAAGAAAUUAAAUCAAGCAUUUUCUUAUGAUCAUUGUGAUGAUGGCUGUGAUGAUGGUUUAAUUGGAAUUAAUUCACGUAUCAAAGAUAUUAAACAAAUUUUAUGCCGUGAAUCAAAAGGUGUUUGAAUUUUAGGAAUAUGGAGAAUGGGAGGUAUAGGAAAAACAACUCUCGCUAGGAAAAUAUUUGAAUGGAUUUCGUUUCAGUUUCACAGUUCAUAUUUUAGUAGAAAUGUGAGAGAAACAGUAGAAAAAAGCACAUUAGAUUCUUUACAAUGUGAAAUUCUUUCCGGACUAUUAGGGAAAGAAUAUUCAGAUCAAGGCAUGCCUAUCAAAAUAUCCUCUUUUUCAAUUAAAAAAUGGAUAAUGCGGAAAAAGUUCUCAUUGUUCUUGAUGACGUAAAUGAUUCAGAGCAAAUAGAUUUUUUGGUAGGGGCUCGUGAUAUUUAUGGUCCAGAAAGUACAAUUAUUAUGACAAGCAGAGAUCAAAAAAUUCUCAAGUACGGAAAUGCCGAUAUAUAUGAAGUUAAAGAAUUGAAUUCUGAUGAGGCUUUUAAACUCUUUAUCUUGCAUGCUUUUAAAGAAAAUCCUCCUGCAGAAGCACUAAUGCAAGCGGCAAGGAUGGCAGUAGAGUAUGGACGAGGCAAUUCAUUAGCUCUUAAAGUUUUGGGUUCCCCUUAUACGAUAAAAAUAUAGAAGAAUGUAGAGAUCACUUAAAAAAAAUUGGAGGAUAUUUAUGAUAAGAAAAUUCAAAAUAUACUGAGAAUAAGUUUUGAUGAUUUAGACGAGGACGAAAAGGAAAUAUUCCUUGAUAUUGCAUGUUUCUUUAAGUCGGAGGAC
This is a messenger RNA of Ricinus communis (castor bean), 1337 nucleotides long. Its product is annotated as disease resistance protein RML1A-like. The transcript has 4 exons. Gene Ontology annotation, biological process: signal transduction. NCBI's taxonomy places the organism in Eukaryota, Viridiplantae, Streptophyta, Magnoliopsida, Malpighiales, Euphorbiaceae. Bases 1 to 501 code for a protein of 166 amino acids. The record is from RefSeq and is a predicted model, not a curated record.